CCUUCCACGCUUAGAACACCUUCCACACUCUUCAGCAACGCUAUCAUGCUUCGCGAAAGCCUCCUCGCUGCAAUCGGCCUGCUCGACCUUGCUCGCGCACAGCAAAUCGGCACCAACACGCCUGAGGUCAAUCCCAGUCUGCCGUUUUCCCAAUGCACAUCGUCCGGCUGCACUAAGGUGAACACCGGUGUCACUCUCGAUGCCAACUGGCGUUGGUUGCACACUACUACAGGCUAUACCAACUGCUACACUGGCAACACUUGGGACAAGUCCAUCUGCACUUCCUCCGCGGUUUGCGGUCAGCAGUGCGCCAUCGACGGAGCAGACUACGCCAACACAUAUGGCAUUCGUACCUCUGGCGAUGCUUUGACUCUAGGCUUCAAGACUGGAAACAAUCUCGGCAGUCGCACCUACUUGUUGAAUCCAGCCGGCAAUGCGUACCAGAUGUUCAAGCUCAAAAACAGGGAGUUCAGCUUCGACGUGGAUGUCUCCAAAUUGGCUUGCGGGCUGAACGGAGCACUGUAUUUCUCCGAGAUGCCGGAGAAAGGCGCCGGCGCUCCUGGAGCAAAAUACGGCACCGGCUACUGCGACGCUCAAUGCGCACAAGAUCUGAAGUUUGUCAAUGGAGUGGCCAACAAUGAAGGCUGGGUGCCCUCUCCCACGGAUCAAAAUUCCGGCGCCGGAAAACUGGGCGCCUGCUGCGCGGAAAUGGACGUUUGGGAGGCGAAUUCGAUCUCUCAGGCUGUCACUCCCCAUGUUUGCACUGGUCAAGGCCUCACUACCUGCUCUUCUCCAAGCCAAUGUGGUUCAGGCACUGGCAAUCGCUACAGCGGAAUCUGUGACAAAGACGGCUGCGACUCCAAUCCCUUUCGCCUGGGAAACACCUCCUUCUACGGCCCCGGAAAGACCGUCAACACCAAUGCCAAAAUCACAGUCACGACCCAAUUCAUCACCUCUGGCAACAGCGACACCGGCACGCUCACCGAGAUCCGCCGCAUCUAUAAGCAAAACGGCAAAGUCAUUCCCAACGCCGCCUCCAACAUCGCGGGCAUCGACAAGACCACUAGCGUCAACAGCAAAUUCUGCUCUCAGCAAAAGUCCGUCUUUGGAGACCCCGACGACUUCGCGAAGAAGGGUGGUUUGGCCAAGAUGGGUGACGCCAUGGGUCGUGGUAUGGUCUUGGUCAUGUCCCUCUGGACCGACAAUGCGUCGAGUAUGCUGUGGCUGGACGGCACAUUUCCUGUUGGUGGCUCUGGUCCGGGUGUCGUUAGAGGGACUUGUGAUGCUACCAGCGGCUUGCCGGCCAAUGUCGUGGCUCAGCAUCCCGACGCGAGCGUGACUUUUUCGAACAUCAAGUUCGGAGCCAUUGGGUCGACUUAGGACAUGGUUUG
Messenger RNA from Zymoseptoria tritici IPO323, 1391 nucleotides. RefSeq names its product cellobiohydrolase. Gene Ontology annotation, molecular function: hydrolase activity, hydrolyzing O-glycosyl compounds. The transcript has 4 exons. Bases 46 to 1380 code for a protein of 444 amino acids. NCBI's taxonomy places the organism in Eukaryota, Fungi, Ascomycota, Dothideomycetes, Mycosphaerellales, Mycosphaerellaceae. The record is from RefSeq and is a predicted model, not a curated record. Gene Ontology annotation, biological process: carbohydrate metabolic process.